GGUCCCGCCCCCCGCUAGCGUCGCCGCGUCUCAUCCUCCCCCGCUUGGCUGACGCCACGGCGCAGGCGCGCGCGGGAGGUUCCUGUCAGGUCGCUCUGACGUGUCGACGCCACGGCCCGGGGCGCCGGUGAUACCGACCCGGCCGCGGCCGUUAGCCCCUUCGGCCGCGCCCGCCAUGUUCAACGUGGAGAGCCUGGAGCGGGCCGAGCUCGGGGAGAGCCUCCUCACCUGGAUACAGACGUUUAAUGUUGAGGCACCAUGCCAGACUGUGGAAGAUUUAACAAAUGGUGUUGUGAUGGCCCAGGUUCUUCAAAAAAUAGAUCCAGCUUACUUUGAUGAAAAUUGGCUGAACAGGAUCAAAACAGAAGUAGGAGAUAAUUGGAGGCUAAAGGUAAGCAACCUGAAGAAAAUUUUAAAAGGGAUAUUGGAUUAUAAUCAUGAGAUUCUGGGGCAGCAGAUUAAUGACUUCACCCUUCCGGAUGUUAACCUGAUUGGAGAGCAUGCUGAUGCUGCAGAGCUUGGGAGAAUGCUUCAGCUUAUUUUGGGAUGCGCUGUGAACUGUGAACAGAAGCAAGAAUACAUCCAGACCAUAAUGAUGAUGGAAGAGUCGGUUCAACAUGUCGUCAUGACAGCCAUUCAGGAGUUGAUGAGUAAAGAGUCUCCAGUCUCUGUUGGAAAUGAUGCUUACGUUGACCUUGAUCGACAGCUGAAGAAAACUACGGAAGAAUUGAAUGAAGCACUAGCAACAAAAGAAGAAAUUGCCCAGAGGUGUCAUGAGUUAGAUAUGCAGGUUGCAGCCCUCCAGGAGGAGAAGAGCAGCUUGCUCGCUGAGAAUCAGAUUUUGAUGGAACGUUUAAAUCAAUCUGAUUCUAUUGAAGAUCCCAACAGCCCUGUGGGUCGUAGGCACUUGCAGCUGCAGACACAGCUAGAACAACUCCAAGAAGAAACAUUCAGAUUAGAAGCUGCCAAAGAUGACUAUCGAAUACGCUGUGAAGAACUAGAGAAGGAAAUUGCUGAAUUGAGACAACAAACGGAAGAGCUUACUACAUUGGCAGAGGAGGCUCAGUCUUUGAAGGAUGAGAUAGAUGUACUCAGGCAUUCUUCUGAUAAAGUAGCAAAGUUAGAAAGCCAGGUGGAGUCAUACAAAAAGAAAUUGGAAGACCUGGGUGAUUUGCGACGGCAAGUGAAACUCUUAGAAGAGAAGAAUACAAUGUACAUGCAAAACACUGUGAGCCUGGAAGAAGAACUAAGAAAGGCCAACACAGCACGCAGUCAGCUGGAAACAUACAAGAGACAGGCAGUUGAACUACAAAACAGGUUAUCUGAAGAAUCCAAGAAGGCUGAUAAAUUAGAUUAUGAAUGCAAACGACUGAAAGAAAAAGUAGACAGCCUCCAAAAAGAAAAAGAUAGAUUAAGAACAGAAAGAGAUUCUUUAAAAGAAACUAUUGAAGAGCUUAGAUGUGUACAAGCUCAGGAGGGUCAGCUCACCACUACAGGAUUGAUGCCUCUGGGAAGACAAGAGCCUUCAGACAGUUUAGCAGCAGAAAUCGUUACUCCUGAAAUAAAGGAGAAACUCAUUCGCCUUCAGCAUGAGAACAAGAUGUUAAAGUUGAACCAAGAAGGUUCUGACAAUGAAAAGAUCGCUUUGUUGCAGAGCCUUCUUGAUGAUGCGAACUUACGGAAAAAUGAAUUGGAGACAGAAAACAGAUUGGUAAAUCAGAGACUUCUAGAAGUGCAGUCCCAGGUUGAAGAACUACAAAAAUCUUUGCAGGAUCAAGAUUCAAAAGCUGAAGAUUCAGUUCUUCUGAAAAAGAAACUUGAGGAACAUCUUGAGAAACUCCAUGAAGCUAACAAUGAGCUACAGAAGAAAAGAGCUAUUAUUGAGGAUUUGGAACCAAGAUGCAAUAACAGUUCACUCAAAAUUGAAGAAUUACAAGAAGCUUUACGGAAAAAAGAGGAGGAAAUGAAGCAAAUGGAAGAACGAUACAAAAAGUACUUGGAAAAAGCCAAAAGUGUCAUUCGCACAUUAGAUCCUAAGCAGAACCAAGGUGCAGCUCCUGAGAUUCAGGCUCUGAAAAAUCAGUUGCAGGAGCGGGACAGAAUGUUUCAUUCAUUGGAGAAAGAAUAUGAAAAAACAAAGAGUCAAAGAGAAAUGGAGGAGAAAUUUAUUGUUAGUGCCUGGUACAAUAUGGGGAUGACUCUUCAUAAAAAGGCAGCAGAAGAUAGACUUGCUAGUACAGGCUCAGGACAGUCCUUUCUGGCUAGACAAAGGCAAGCCACGAGCACAAGGAGAUCUUACCCUGGUCAUGUCCAGCCAGCAACAGCAAGGUAGAGAAUCCUUGCUCUUAGAAGGAAAACUGCCCUGUGAUCCAGGCCACUUCUACUGCAAGUAACAACAUUCAAGGAAAAUCAACCAGCAUCCUUUCUCUUUACCUUGUUACCGCUAUUAUUUUGCAGUUCAAGAAAGGGUUUUAUUAUGGUUUCUCAUUGUUCUGUAAUGCCCUUUCCUUAUAUUUUUUCACAUCCAUCUCUCCCCCUCUGCAUUUUUUGAAUGUGCCAAAGUUUUGACAACAUCUUGAGGGCUGCUGUGUAAUAACAGAGUCUAUUUGUAUGAAGCCUGGUCUCUCGUGAAAAACCUCAUAUGGUCUGUGUAACAGUGUCAAUUUCCUGUCACAGCUGGUAUGUUUGUGCCUGUAAGGGCAGUUACACUUUAAAAUACUUUAUUUCUUCAAAGGGAAUUAGGCUUUUUAUUUAAUGUGCUAACCUGUUGCUUAAAAAAAUGCCGAAAACUCAUUACAAAAAUGCAAAAUUAGUAUAUAACAUUAUUGUGAAAUGUAUUUGCUACUAAAAAACUUACCAAUGGCAAAAAGAUUUUUUUUUUUUUAAAUCUCCUUCAUGCAAAGUUUGCUCUUGUUCUUGACAUUCACUAGGGAAACGGGAUAAUUUUUUAAAUGUUUUUCUUUAUGUACUGAUGUUACCUCUUUUGCUGGCAGAGCUGAAUUUUUUCAGGUAGUUUGUUCCACUCUUCUUGAUCAAGAGUAUGCUUAAUAUGUAUUAUAAAAGUAUUGAGAAAAAAUUAGAAUGCUCUAAUAUGUGACUGCAUCAUCCAUUUAAAAAGGACAUUUGUUUGAAAAUUUUAUAAUUAUGGAUGAGCAGUAUGUAAUGGAGCAAGGCCCUGUUUAAUAUGUUUAUGUUCAUGUAUUUCAGUUGUCAUCCCCUACUAAAAGACUUGCUUUGCUUUAAUAUGUUCAUUCAGGGUAUAAUUGUAUCAGUUGCCUUACUAAUGGUACCAGUGCCUUCAGGUGAGUUUGUUGCUGACUUUCUUGGAAACUGUCUGCGAUUUGCUGUACUGACUUUCUAGGGUAUAGCUGGUUAAGUGUGCAUCACUCAUUGUAGCACCUUCAUUUUGAUCAGUGGCAUGAUUGGUGGCUCCUGUUAUUAAUUUAGGUUCUGUUCCUACAAAGUUCUGCUUUUUCCUUGACUAAUUGUAUGCUCUCCCUAUCAUUUUUGUCAAAGAACUGAUGGACGUGGAGGACCUGAAUAUGGGUUGAAAGUUUUGUAUACAUACAUAUUGUGGUGAUUCAGUUUUAAACAUAUUUACUUUAGUGACUGUUUGGACCGUAAUGCUCAUGCAGUCUGGUUUAUAAAUUUAUUCUUUUACUUUAUUUUAAUGCCUUUCCAAGAUAAGACUUUUUUUCAUAAAUCCCUUUAGAGAAAAGACAUACUAGCUUUCAUCAAUCAGUUGAAGGUCUAUGUUAAUUCACAACUUGGGUGGAAUGAGCAAGGGAUAAUUAAAACAAGCACACCUAGAUUAAAGUGUAAGGAACAGGUGAAUGACACUGCUAGGUACUGUUUUUUCCCCCAGUGCAUCAUCUGUUUUAAUCGAGGCUAAGAAAGAUAUUCAGUAUGUGUCUGAAAAAUCUUAUCCUUUUGAUUUCUUUUACCCCCAGUAAUAUAAAAACAGAUACUGAAGUCUGUUAACUGCAUUAUAUACAUCAAUUCUUAAUCUUUGGGUGUGGAUGAAUGCAGGUGGUGAACACAUUAAACCACCUCUCUCAAAAUAACAGCUUCUUAAUGAAAGGGUUCAGGUUAGUUAUUUUCCUUGCUUGUUAUAUAGCUUUGGAAUCAGUGUGAUAUUAAGAAAAAGAAGGGGCUCAGAGUGUGACUUCAGGGAAUAAGCACACAUAUAGAUGAGCUCCCAAUGAAUGCUGUCUCUUUGUCUUAUAUUCAGUAAGAAAAGAAUAUAAACAAAAAAACCUCUGUAAAUUGGAAUUUUCAGUACAUUAGAUACUGCUAAGAAGCUUUUAGGAACACUUUUUCUGGGGCAACAAAAACUAUUUACAUCAAAAUUGUAGUGGUAGUUACUAAACCAAUGCUAUCUCCUGCCCUGAUACACUACAAAAACAAAAACCCACAGGUUGAGGGUAAAGAGAAAAGGUUCUCCAGAGCAGUGAUAAAACAGGUGAAGAGUUCAUAAGAGUACAUUCCUGAGCACCUUGCAAAGGAUCUGCCAAGAAUAAUCUUUCUGAGAUAUUUUAAUUAAUUCUAAGAAGUGAGAACAGUUAAAUGGAUGGGUAUUUUCACUGAUCAAAGCUGAAGCUUACUUUCUGACCUUAAACUAUGUGUGUGCAGUCCCGUUCAUAUACUUCUGUGGAGAAUUAAGUUGUUAUCGUAUCGGAUCAGACAUAACAGAAAAGAAUAUUCAAGUUUCCUGCUUUCUUGAUAGCAACAUGUAACCACCUGGAUCAUAACAUGUAUUUUCCAAGUGGUGUGAAAAAUUAAGUAAUCUAAUUUAAAGGUUCUGUGUUCCACCCACAGUGCAAAGAAGAAUAAACUACUAGAGCACACAGCUUUGUGUAGUGUAAAAUGAAGUAAAUAUAUAAUGGCUACAAGAUGCUUUUCAUUAUCUCUUUGGAAUAACAAAUGGUUGUCCUGUUGAGCCGUCACUUGACGUAGCACUAAUGCUUCUACAAGUUUUCUGUGGCUUUCUAUUCAUGUAAGGAGCAGUGGCAAUUUUAUAUUCUUUGUGUGUGAAAGAAUUAACAGUGAAUAUUCUUAUUACUGCUUUAUGAUGAUCUUAAAUAGUAAGUGGUAUUUGCAAGCUGUCAAGAAAAUAAGAGAAUUUGGUAUUUUGAAGUCCUAGGUAUUCUGACAUGUGGAAGUAGCUUUUGCUUUUACUCAGGUCUUUAGUGUAUGAGACUAUCCACUUAGCAGCUUCCUGGAUGAUUUUAGUGGGGUUAACUGUCUUGAUGAGUUGACAUUUUGUGUAGAUUUGGUAAUUGGAAAACAUUUUAAUUCCACCACUUGAUGAUUUACUUCUAGUCAGUGAUUUGGAAGAAGAUUGUCCUGAAUGUGGCUAUUUUUUCUCUUUCCUAUGAAGCAAGAGUACCUGAAUUUUUCUCAUUUUAUAGAGGUUUUUAUUCUUGCCUUCAAGGAUUGAUGAGGGAGGUAUUUUUGCACUCAAAGUCAGGUAGGCAAUACUGACUUCUUAUGGGUUUUGCACGUACUUUAGGUAGAAUGUGGACUCUGUGUUUUGCAUUAAUAUUGUAUUGAUAAACUUCAAUAUCUCCAAACCAAGUUUAGCAAAUUUUGACGGCAUUUUCCACAUGAGUAUUGUGCAAAUAAAUAGCUAAAAGAGGGUACUCUGUGAGGAAAUAAUUUCAAGUGUUUUGGGUUUUUUUUCCUCUAAGCCAUUUAAUCAUACUUCAGGUGUGUCGCCGACAGAGUAGUUCAAUAACUGAAUUAUGACUGAAAUGUGAUCCAGAAAAUCAAGCUGUUGUAAAGAAAACUUUCCAGAAGCCCUUCUUUAGAACAAAUGUAUUUGCUGAUACUGGUGGUAUGACACAUUCUGUUAAAAUGUAGAGGUGAAUAAUUUUAAAAAUGUAAAUGUGAAGAUCGGGUAAGCAAGAAACUCAGUGAAUUAGGUUUUGAAUCUUACAAAUUGCAAAGAGCCCAGACACAUGUUCCCUCUCAAAUCUGAGCAGUCCAGCUCCCUUCUGUAUUGGCAGGAGACUGUGUUUUUACUUUGUGCCUUGCAUCGGGAGAAAGAAGUGAAACCCCACAUUAUCUCGUAGGUUGAUGUAGGAGCAAGUAAUGAACCGCACUUGUGCUCAGAACAUCACCACAAGCCCAAUCUUGUUAUUGGCUUGUGGCAGAUACCAGAUUCCAGGUAGGAUCCUAGCCAUACCUCUGGUUUGUCACUUUCAAGGAAUCAACAUGUCCCCACAUGACUGAUUGCAUUGCCUUGUUCCCUGUGCUCUUUCUUCCGCCUGGAAGUCAGAAAAGUAAGUCAGUAACUCUGUGGGUUCAAGUAAAAAUAAGGAGUGAUUUCUUCAGUUUGAACAUGGAGGAGCAAUGGUUCCCUACAAAAAUCUGAAAAGCAGUAUGUCUUUCAGCAUUUUACUUCUUGGUGUUAAUUUAAGAACAGUGAAACAGUACCCCAGCUUUUGGAGCUUUGUUUUUUUCUCAUAUUAAUUUUGAGUUGCAGUUGAUUAAGUAUUAGAGGCUUUACCUAUGUGAAUAAGGCAGAAGCUGUCAUUAUCAGCCACAGCAACCUCAAACAGUGAACCCCUGGAAAUUUUGACUCUGCUGCCAGCUUCAUUGCACUCUUUGGAGAUGUUAAAGACUUAGCUUUGUUUUUCCUUGACUUGACUUUUUUUGAUUAAUUGAAAUAUUGGGACACAAAGUUCAUUUUAAAAAUAUAUCAGCUCAUUGAAUUAGGUAAUGAAUUAAUGUCUGUUGAGGAACUCUAGAAAACUUGACAAAUCAUACACUGAAGUAACACCUGGCAGUACAGCCAAGGCAGCUUCAUAAGCUAAUUGUUCUGGUGUCAGAUUGUAGUUAGUGGAUCAGUAGGAGCUCAUGAUAACUCAUCUAAUUGAAGUCCUCAUCUAUUAGUUGCUAGGGGGUGGUUUUGCUGUUGACUUUACUGUGGCCCAGGUUCUAACCUUCACUUUCAGGUCUUGCCAAGGUAAUGCAGGACUGUCCUGAAAGUAGAUCUCUGCGUUAGUUGGCUUUGGUGGUAAAUCAGGAAUUUCCUCUGCUCCUGUUUCCUGUGUGCAUAAAGUCAUUUGGAAAAUUGAAUGUUCUUCAGUCUCCUUUGCACUGUGUGUUGGUUCCAGACUGAAAGCAAAUUCCAUUUGUCAGAUAAAAAUUCCUUGCUGCUGUGGUGCCACUUUAGGUCAAUCUGAGAGACUGAUCCAUACAACAUGAAAAGCGUUGCUAGUAGAGGGAAAUCCAGGACAGCUGGGAAGCCUGUCCUGUCUAGUGGUGACUUUGUUCAUUGCUUUGCAUUAGAGAGGUCCUUUACAUGAAGUCAGAGUAUCACAUAUCAGAAAGAGCAACAGGUUACUUUGUUACUAAAGUAUUCAUUUGUCAGCACUUUAAAGACAUGUUAACUACUGUAUCAUGGCACAAAUCUGAAAAACUGCAAAAGCAAGUAUUUCCAAAGGUGUAGGACAGCUUAUUCUGAAAAUGGAACUUGAGUGUCUAAUGAUUAUCCCUGACUUUAACAGAAGAGUUGACAUAAAGGCCAAUUGUUAGCAUGCUUGUGCUGUUAGCAUGAUCAUGAAAAUGAGCAGAAUUUUAAGAUAAAAUCUCAAAUCUUGUAAUAUUUAUUGAGUUAUAAACUAGAGUGAGACCAUCAGACUUUUGAUUUGGAUUUGAAUAUAACAUUUAUUUUGUAAUUUAAAAUUUUGUAAAGCAGACAUUAUAGUUUUCAGUCAGCAAAGAUUAGUAAGCAGGAGAGUAAACCUGUUUCCUGAAGAUAUCAGUAGUUUUGUGAGAUAUUUUAAAGCUUUUAUCUAGCAGUGUUAGUAAAAUCAUGUAAUCGUUAUAACCAUGACGUUGCAAGGCCACUAUUAUUAGAAUUUAUAGUCUGCUUUGUAUUCUCUGGUUGUAAGAGUUACAGAAAUGCAAAGUAGUGUUAAUAAACUCUGGAAGAUGCAAUGUUGAAAUGCUCCUUUAAAAAAUCUGUAGGAAAUACCAUGGAGAAAGACAGAAAGAACAGAGGCAGAAAGAAAAGCAAACUUUAGCAGUAGAAGCUAGUACGUAAAGAAGAAAGUUAGGAAGUCUGCGGGAAAAGGAGUCUGGAGGCAGUUACUUCAAAGCAGAAGCCUGGCAGCUGGUGUUAGACUUGAAAGGCUGCGUUGCUCUGAUAGCUUUGGUGCUUGUCUUACAAAGUCCUCCUUGUAGUGAGACAUUGGCUGCAGAAAGCCUGGCCCAUCUUUGGACCAAACAUAGACUGAACAGGAAAAAAGUGUUUGCUCUGAGAGGACAUGUGGCUGCGUUUGGUUUUGGGUUUGUUUUUAAUCAGAUUUGAUUUGUGUGAGCAAUGCUCUGAAUUAAAAGUUCUUGUGUCGGUAAGUACCUCCAGAGCUGGCUAGAUUAGUGAAAAAGGCUGCCGUCCUUUUUGUGGCUUCCAUGUGCUGGAGUUGUCCCAGUCACUCCUGUGGGUUGAAGAAACAGAAGAGGAGAGUGAGAAGUUAAGAUUUUAAAGGACAGAUAACCACUUGUAAUGAAGUAGAGCUAAUGAGAUGGGGCACUGAAUGUUGAAGGGAAAUGCCUUGCUAAGAAAUAAUCCCCCAGGCUGGCAAUGAACCUUCACUGAGAGCUGGAAUAUUUUUGACAGGCAAGGGAGGGAAGUAAGAGAAAGUCACUCCUCUAUAGACAUGUCAUCUGCUGCGCAAACUCCUUCUGAAGAUGCUGCAGAAGCGAUGACAAGUUAUGCUGAGUGAAUUUACCCUAACAUCUUGCAUCUCUGUCUUCUGAAGUGUUGCCUCAACAGGUAGCUUUAGAAUAUAUUGAUUAAUUUUGAGGAGUUCUCCAAGAGAAAGAAAUUGACAAUUUUUUUAGAACAAGAUUGGAAUUUCUAAUCAGGAAAGGGCACUGUCAGAUGAAUUUGUUACAUCCUUGAAAUAGAAGAUACUGUCCUGAGUUUACAAGACCUCUCAAAAGUACUAUUGACAAAGUACUCUUGACAAAGCAAAACCUACAAUGUCAUUUCUCAUAAUGUGCAACAGGACACUUGAAGUGCUACUAAUUAAAGUAUAAGCUAAGUAAUAGCCAGGUGAGAUUAAAGGAGUAGACUAUAUUCAUUUAUUCACAAUAGAAUGGAUACACGCAUAUGUGGCUUGAACUUCUAAAUGCUUAUAUAGUAUUGACAGUAAUAUUCAUAUUAUUAAUCCUGGACUCUGUAACUUUACGCACCCAAGCCAUGCAAUCUUAAUAGACAAUGAUUACUCAGAAUACACUCGAGGUCUGUUUUGAAUGUGUAAAUUUUUAAAAUUUUUAUUCCAUUUGAUUUAUGCCUCUAUGUUUGUUUUUCAGCUAUAGUUAGUAUUCUGAAGUUGUAAAUGAGGAGGAAGAAAAUGGGGAUACACAAACUGCAAGACUUGUAGCAGAAAGAUUUUUUGCAACAAGUACUUGAGUUUAGUUAUAAAUAUUCUUCCUUAUCUAUUUAAACCUGGAUUUUACUGUUGCAGGGACUAUUCGUUGAAUAAUUUUUGACCAGUGCAAUACUAGGGAGAAGAAAGUGGGGAGAGAAAGAGUUUGCAUGCUUUGAUUUCAGUCUGGUGAAGCUUUUUUGCUUUUUGUAAUGUCACACUGAGUGCAGUUGGGAAGAUGGGAAUGAGACAUCAGUGCUGCGCUGUGCAGGGAUGCUUCUGUUACCUGGGGAAGCUGAAAGCACCGUACCUGUGUUAAUAAAGCGUUCUACCUACCCAGUAACACUGGCCAAGAAAGAGGGUGCAUCAGCAACGUUUGAAAAUUAGCCAGCCUCUCCAAUUCUCUUCCAAACUUAGGUUCAUUUCCACAGCAUUGUGAUGUGCUCUUUGGGCUGCUCAGUGGUACCUACUCAGCUUAUUUUAAGAAUAUGUAUAAUUUUCUUGCGAUUCAAACUUGUAUUUGCAUGCAGUUAAUAGAACUUGCCAGCGUAUUUUGGCAGUGAUGCUGUUGUAGCCUAACAUACAGGAUGAGCUUUCAUGAAACAUAAAUGCUUAAAGUCUUCAGCAGUGCUAAGAGCUCAAAGGCUGAGAGUACAGACAGUACAGGACAGGCACCUUUCACUUUCUAUUGCUUUUGUUUUUUAACUGUUGUAGUCACAGAGAGCUGGAAAGCCUAAGACUUUUUCAUCGCUGUGCAAACUUAGUUUCCAUAGCUGUGUUAGUUGAGAACAGCGCCCUGAAGGACUUUACUCGAAAGUAUUUAAAUUUGUCUGAAUUAUGUCUAAAUUUAAAUAUUGUUCAAUGCUUUUUUUGGUCACUCUUUUGAAUUACUGGUGUGUAAUCUUCCUGUUAAUUUGAAGAGUUGCUGUGACAAAGAUGUUUCUCCCAUGAAUUUGCACAAAUAGGUAGAGAUGGCCUUACUAAACUGCUCUGAAAAAUACCUUUUCUGUUCUCUGGUUUGAUUUUCUUUUUGUAUUUUUUUUUAACAGCAAUAUGUUAUCUGCUUUUUAACUUUCUUCUUUAUUCUUUUAUUUGCAGUGAUGUGGUUGCAUGAUCUGCAGCAUUAUUGUAACAGGGACCGUUCAGUGCAUGACUUGCUUUUCUGUCCAGACUGCAUAACCAAAACUUAACCCGUUCUACACUUAAGACUCAUGGCCAUCUGAUUUCAAAGGGAGAUCUACUUGCAGAGAAGCUUGCCAUCCUGGGGAGUGGCUUUCCCAUUUCCCACUUCCAUUUACUCUUUCUCUUCACAAAAAGUCUCCUAUGAGGCUAGAAGAGAGGAAAUACGAUAUUCAGAACUCAACAGGCGGCGUUCUGCAAACUGACAGAGCAUUGUCAGUUCUCCAUUUUACUUCCACCUGUCCACUUUAUUUAAAUCUGAUUAACAGUAUUAACACAGAGACUUCCUGCAACAUUUUCAUAUACUGAACUAUAAACAUCUAGUCUUAAGGAGUCCUAAAAAAGCCUUUUGGCACUGCUAAAAUUUCAAAGCACCUGCACCCUUAAAGGAUCUGUUUUGAAUCUUUAAAUAAUUAAAGCGAAGGAGGUGUUUUACCAGGAGAAAUGACUAAUGAAUUGCUGCUUGGUCAUCUCAUCCUUCCUUAAAAAAACAGGCAAGGUUCAUCUGAUAAUCUCCGAGCCCCGCAAACUACAGGGUGGUAUUUUGUUCACAGACACUGCCUACUUCUUUACUAUGUAUAUACACAGUAGUUUGUGGCUGUUGUAUUUUUCUCUUUACAUUUUAGCUGUGUUGUCGGUUUCUUUCAGAAACUUUUUUUUCAAUCUGUGGACAAUUGUUGAAAAAAUCUGAGGAAAGAAUGUGAGUGGAGAUAAGUAUGAAAGCUAUCUACACUCUUAGUAUUAUGCAGACUGUCCUUGACAGUUUAUAACUUGGGUCAUUUAUCUUUUACCUGUACUAUUUUUUUUUUCCCCCUCCUUAUCACAGUCUUAGCUAAUUAAUUUCCAAUUGCACUAGUAUGGCUGUUUCUCUGUGUUAUGAAGUUUAGCUAUAAUAUUUGCCAUAUGUAGACAGUGUAACUCAAAAUGCUUUGUACUGCCUAUAUUAAUUUUAAAAGCUGCUUAUUUAAUAUUCUUAAAUAUCUGCACAUUUAUACUACUGUAGCUAUGUUUUGUCUUGGACAUCCAGUACUGGUAAGAUUCAGAAGACAAGGGAGUGCUGUAGUGUUGUAAGUUAAGAGGUUUAUUGUGUAGGAGUUAGCAUAUAACAAAUGGGGAAUGGCGCUUUUGAGCCAUAGAGCUUGCCAGAAAAUCUGAAGAGUCUGCAUGAUGAGUACUGUAAAUGUUUUGGAUUAAGUCCAGUUCUAGAGAAACCCCGUUCUUGCUCACUUGGAUCUAAAUCCUGCAAAAAUAUAAACACUUGCGUACUCUGCUUAUUCCAAGAACGGUUUUGGUUAUUCACCUGCCCUGUUUUCCAUGUAAGCACCCCCAUGCUGGACAGAUGUUUUGUCCACUGGCCCCUGCAGUCUCUCCAGUCUCAUGACACAGUGUGCACCUCGUCCCUGGUUUGGCAGGUGGGUCUCUGAGCAGCGCUUCAUCUCCUGCACCUGUGUGUGUUCAGUCCUCAGGGAUCCUGAUACCCCCUGUGUCAGUGGCAUUGCACAGAAUUACUUGCAGAUAAGACAGAUUGUGUCCCUGCCUGUUUCCACACCGGGGUUUGUGCCACCUGGCAAAGAGAAGGGCAGGUGAGGGGAGGAUAAGUGUUAAGAUCCUCAUGAGAAGUGUGUGGCAUGUUCUGGACCUCAUACCAGACUGGGGAGGCUGUGUCUGCCAGGUGCUCUGGCUGACAGGGACAGUGAAGUCUGACACAACUUGUAGGAAGGACCUGGGAUUUGAUGGUGACAAGUCACUCCUGCAGAGGCAGAAGCACUUUCAUCACAUUGAGUCUGGCAGUGGGACAAAGGAUUUGUGCCUUUCCAGGUCCUAGCCAUUGAUCCCUUGUAACGUGUCAGGGUAAAGAGUCUUAGAAAAACGUUGUUGGGUGUUAAAGGCAUGUGUUUUUAUUUUCAUUUGCGAGUGCUGCUUUGGCUAGGACCACACCCUGCCCCAAGCUGAGCUGGGUGCAGGAUCCCUGAAAUCAGGCUCUGUGCAGAGCAGGAGGGGAUUUUUUAAUGCACUUGCCUGCACAGAUGUCCCAAGGAAUGCCGAGCAGUACCUCAUUUCUCAAAAUGGUCUGUGCAAAUUAGAGUAAGUAUCAGUUGCUCUUGAGUCUGAAGACAUUUGUAUGUAAGUGUGUUUAGCUUAACAAUAAUCAUUUGAGUUCACUAAUGCAACAAGAAAGAUGUCAGGUGGAGCCAGUAGCUUUCAGCAAGUGAGCUGGCUACUGUCAUGAAGUGAUCGUGAGCUCACAACUCAGAGGGGAUCUCCAGCAUGUCUCUGAUAUACUAACUUUAUUUGUGCUGCAUAGAAAACUAUUUUCCUUUCUUAAUAGCAGCUUGUUUGACAGUCUUGAAUUAAGUGUUGACCAUAUAUCAAAUUAACUGUUUGUGAAGUUGCCAGUGAUACAUUUUCAGUAAAAGAAUUAUUACUAGAGUGUCAAAACAUUAAUUUCCCCUUUCAAGUCAUCUACAAAUUGUGUAACUACCAGAUUGUCUUGGUAGCAGUGUUAAUAUACAUAUCUUGUAUAUAGACAAAAAAAUAGUAAUGAUCACUGGAAUCAAAAGGUUUAAUAUUUUUCCCAGUCAAAUACACUAAUGCUUCCAAGAUGACAGAAGAGUGUACAGUUGUUAAACAAGUUGUAAAUAAACGCUUAUAUAAAAUGAAAA
Columba livia (rock pigeon) is the source of this 13225-nucleotide messenger RNA. It is a transcript of the gene HOOK3, whose product is annotated as hook microtubule tethering protein 3. Gene Ontology annotation, biological process: cytoskeleton-dependent intracellular transport; cytoplasmic microtubule organization. Gene Ontology annotation, cellular component: centrosome; cytoplasm. The transcript is spliced from 22 exons. The record is from RefSeq and is a predicted model, not a curated record. NCBI's taxonomy places the organism in Eukaryota, Metazoa, Chordata, Aves, Columbiformes, Columbidae. Bases 176 to 2332 code for a protein of 718 amino acids. Gene Ontology annotation, molecular function: microtubule binding; dynein light intermediate chain binding.